Molecule: messenger RNA, 1719 nt
Organism: Mercurialis annua (annual mercury)
Lineage: Eukaryota; Viridiplantae; Streptophyta; Magnoliopsida; Malpighiales; Euphorbiaceae
Product: cytochrome P450 714A1-like
Exons: 5
Coding region: 34-1623 (529 amino acids)
Molecular function (GO): iron ion binding; monooxygenase activity; oxidoreductase activity, acting on paired donors, with incorporation or reduction of molecular oxygen
Source: RefSeq, a predicted model, not a curated record
UAAUCAUCGUCGGAGUUACCAACUCAAACAAAGAUGGCUAUGGAAGCAGGCGUUGUCGGAGCUGUAAUGGUAGUCGGGUUCUUCAUUUUGGUGAAGAAUGUGUUGAACGAGAUUUGGUUGAAACCCAGAAGGAUCCGAUCCAUGCUUCUCAGACAAGGAAUCACCGGACCAAAACCUUCUUCUAUCUUCUCCGGUAAUCUUCAAGAAUUGCAAAACAUUCAAUCUUCGGCAGACAAGAAUUAUCACUCGUCCUAUUCCCAUACUGGUUUGCCUUCGGUUUCCUCCAUCUUCCCUUAUCUCCAUCAAUGGGCUAAACAAUAUGGGUCAAUAUACAUGUAUUCAACAGCAAAUAAACAGCAUUUGUAUGUAGCCAAACCAGAUGUAAUAAAGGCACUGAACCUCAACAAAUCCAUGGAUUUGGGUAGACCUAAAUAUCUGUCCACCACCACACAGCCUCUGCUUGGCAAUGGUGUUGUAAGAGCUAAUGGUCCUCACUGGGCUCAUCAGAGAAAGAUCAUUGCUCCUGAGUUCUUCCUCCACAAAGCUAAGCAUAUGUUAGGGUUAAUGGAGGAAUCUACUAUGGAAUUGAUAAAAGCAUGGGACAGCCAAGUUAAAGAGCAGGGUGGAGUUGCAGAUUUAAGUGUUGAUAAAGAUUUGAAAAGUGUAUCCGCUGAUAUUAUCUCAAGAGCUUGUUUCGGAAGCUCUUACUCUCAAGGCAAACAAAUUUUUUCAAAGAUUGAUCUUCUUAUAGGAGCUAUCGCGAAACCUAGUAUGCUUUUUGGAUUCUCCAACUUCAGAUUUCUUCCGACAAAGAGCAACAAAGAAAUAUGGAAUUUGCAGAAACAAAUAGAGACAUUGAUACUAGAAAUAGUGAAUGCUCGGCGAGAAGAGAGACAAAGGUCCACAAUGUCUGAAAAAGAUUUGUUAGAAGCAAUUCUUGAAAGUGCUGCUAAUAGUGAACAACUUAAGAAUGCCCGUAAUGCAGAUCGAUUUAUUAUAGACAACUGCAAAAACAUCUAUUUCGCCGGCCAAGAGACCACUGCUCUGUCUGCCUCCUGGACUUUGAUGCUCCUUUCAUUACAUCCGACAUGGCAAGAUCGUAUUCGAGCUGAAAUUGUGGCAAUAUGUGGUGAUAAUCUCCAUGAUUGCUUGCUGGAUUUGGACAAGCUUCAUCAGUUCAAAACGCUGAAUAUGGUGAUUCAAGAAAGCCUACGACUGUACGGUCCAGCAGUAAUGGCAGUAAGAGAAGCUUUCGUGGACACGAAGCUAGCAGAUUUAACAAUCCCAAAAGGAACAAACAUUUGGAUAUUAUUGACAGCACUUCACCGGGAUCCUGAAAAUUGGGGUCCGGACGCCGAUGAAUUCAAGCCGGAGAGGUUCGCACGGGGGAUCUCUGAAGCUUGCAAAUAUCCACAAUCCUACAUGCCUUUUGGUAUGGGGAGUCGGCUGUGCUUAGGACAGAGUUUUGCAAUGCUAGAACUCAAACUACUUCUCUCUCUCAUUCUGUCAAACUUCUCUUUUUCUCCGUCGCCGGAGUAUCGCCACUCUCCGGUCUAUAGGAUGCUAUUAGUGCCUGAGCAUGGUAUUAAUCUCCUUGUAAGGAAAGUGAAAAAGGAGGAGUAAUUAUGUACAACUAUUAAUGGCGUCUCCUUUUUACUUGCAGAUUGGAUUUUGUAAGUAAUUAAUUUAUUUUCUUCUCUAAGUUUUAAAUUUUAAAUA